GGCUUUUUUUUACGAAGAAAACAUUUCACUUUCUUUGAACUUUGACGGUUUCUGUGAUGAUUAUUAACAAAUGCUAGGGAAUACACUGUCUUAGCAUUCUCAUACAGGACUUAUCUUGGUAUCUUGUAGCUCUUUGUGUCGUAGGAGUGUUUUUUCCAGAUGUUUUUGAGCUGUAGUUGACGUCUUGUACGGAUUGUCGUAUUGGGAAUGAGAAGACCCUCUGUUUGAGAAUCAAUGGCCUAUACCUUAAAGGGGAGUAUUUAGUUUGGCAUGCCCUCAUCGGUAAACAUGGAUUCUUUUCCUCCUGAUCAAGUAGAAGAUGGAGAAGGGAAACCAUUCAGUGAAGUUCAAGCUCGGCAGAUGAUCUCCAAGAUCAGCCGAGAGGAGCUUGAAGACAAAUUUUUAAGGCUUCAAGAAGACAAUACUGACCUCAAGAAGUAUGCCAGGAAACAAGAAGAAAAGAUUAAAAAAAUGGCAACAAAGUUGCUACGACUUGUUGCAGACAAAAAGAAAAGAGAAGCUGUGCAAGGAGGCCCAAGUGGAAAAGAUGUGGAAUUAGAAGAAAAAAUUGCAGACUUACAUGAAAAAAUUAUGGAGUUAGAGAAGCAAAAUUCAGGUCUAAAAAGCAAGCUUGCACUAGCCAAACAGCAAUUGCAAACCCAAGGCAAACGUACUACUCCCUAUGACCAUGUCAAGCCAAGAAUUAACACUGGCAUCCAUGCCAGGUCUCCAUCAGGUAACAGAUUAAAGAAGAAUCUGCGAGUACAAGGACAAGACUUAAGGCCUGGAUCAAGAGUUCCACCUGCACCUACUCCAGUCUUGGCUCAACCAAGAUAUGGACAUAGUCUACUAGAGGAAGCACGUCUUGAGAAAAGGGAAUUGGAGGAUUUUAUUUCCCAACUUCAAGAUGAAAUUCAACUUCUUGAGGAGGACAAAAGACUUCUUCAAUUGCAGAUGGAAGAAAAGGAACGUGAUCAUGAAGAGGAAUUGGCAUUGGCAAGAGAACAGCUGACUGGAGUUCAAAGGUCAAAUCUUCAAGAGAAUGUGGAUAUGAUCAAACUACAAAGAGAUGUCAAAGACAAGUCCACUAAAUUACAAGCCCUACAAGCAAAAUACACAACCCUUGAUGAGAAUCUGAAUAAAGUCAAGAGAAGUCAUACACAACUUCUAGAAGAAAUGGAAAAAUUAAACACAAAACUUAAAGAAGAACAAACCAAAAACAUGAUGCUGAAUAAUGAUUUGAAAACUUCAGGUCUCUCAUCUAAAUCUAUGGCUGAGCAUGUUCAGCUUAUCUCGGAUUUGAAGGCAGAAAAUGAAAUCCUCAAAGAGGCAAAUGAAAAAUUGGUUAACAGUGCAUUUGAUGUAGACAGAGAGAGGCACCACAGAUCCAAACAAAGAAAUCUAGAGGUGGAGUUAGAGCAGCUUAGAGCAACCAUCAACUCUGACCUCUUAGAGAAGAAUGAAAUUCUUGACAAACUUGCUGCUGAAAGAGAAAACGCGGRAAAAGAGCAUAAAGAACUUACAGAAUUAAGAGUACAGUAUUACACCUUAAAGGAGCAGUACGAUACACUCAAAGAAAAGAUGAAGUUUUUCACGCGAGAAAGCGCAGUCGACUUCCAGGAAAUAGAGGAGGCCUUGAUGCUGAUCAAGCAAAGGAAAGAAAAGGGAAGCCAGGACUUGGAUUUCCUGGAGAAAGUAGACGAUGAAUUAGAAAAAGAUUUAAAGAAACAGCACACAGAACUACAGGCAUCUCAUGCAGACACAAUCAACGAGUUAGAGAAAACGAGGAAUAUGCUCAUCAUCCAACACAAGAUUAACAAAGACUACAAGACAGAGGUGGAUCGAGUAACCAAGAAAAUGAUAGAAGACAAGAAAGAAUACGACCUGAAGAUGCAAGAGUUUGCUCAAUUACUUGACAUUCGUGCUGAUAGAAUACGGAAAUUAGAAGCCCAAAUGCGAGAUAUUGCAUAUGGUACAAAACGAUACAAAGCUCUAGCAUCCGAGGAGUCGGAGUAUGAUGAGAUGGAUAGCACCCUUGAACUUGAGAGAGGACAAAAUGUAUUUGAGAUCCAUAUAGACAAGGUGUCUCUAACAGAAGCGUCCUCAGCUGAAUUUGGAGAUGCAGAACCAGUCAUAUUCGUUACCUACGAGUUUUUCGAGCACGAGUUGCAGGCCACUCCCGUCAUGCGAGGAUCAAGUGCGCGGUUUAACUUCACUUCUCAAUAUCUGGUACAAGUGGACGACUUCUUUCUACAUUUCUUACAAAAGGAGUCUACGCUAGUAGAACUUCACCGUGCAUUUGGUACGGACUAUAAAACCAUCGGUGCUUGUCAGCUGAAGUUUAGAGAGUUGUUAGAGAAGUCCCACGGCCGUCUGCAUGGAACCGUUAAACUGAUAGGUACUGUUCCUUCAUGUGAAGGUGUAGACAUCGCAGUCAUGGAGUACUGGAUCAGGUUAAGAGUACCAAUGGACCAGGCUAUCAGAUUAUUCAGGGAGCGUACUAAAGCGCUUGGUUAUAUGGGUUCGAGUGACUACACGGCCCUAGAGGAUGCUGGUCAUCCUCGGAAGGCACCCUCUGACGUCAACGAGUUGGACAUCCAGGUGAUUAAAUGCUCCACUCUAAAGGCAAGACAGGAAGGUAUUCAACCAAACCCUUACUGUGUAUAUAAGUUUUAUGACUUCGGAGAUCACGACACUAGAAUUAUUCACAAUUCUAACGAACCUGUCUUUAACGACGUUAAAACCUUUACCGUACCAAUGACAGAAGAUCUGGACUCUUAUCUUAGAUCUAAGAUGCUUGAGAUCUUCGUUUUUGAUGAUGCUGAUCCUGAUAUGAACUCCUAUCUGGGGGUAGCCAGGGUAUCGAUGAUUUCCCUUGCUAAUGACAAACCGAUCAAAGGAACCUUUGAAAUACACAAGCCAACAGGUGAAGCAAAUGGUUGCAUAGACGUGUGGCUCAAGUGGAGAUACACUUAUCUUCCAGCAAGUGCGAAACCACGUCCACCACAACAGCGACUGAUGACGGUACCCAAGGACGAAGAAGAGUCACCUGAAUACGACAUGGGCGUGGCAGAUGGUCGUGUAGGCCAGGUGACGUCUGUUGAUAGCAUACACUCUAAGCCUCCUAUUGGCUCAUCUACUCCGAAGAGACUUGAUUCAGGAACAGGAAUAACUAAAGAGGAAGUUGAUUUAAAACCAAUGCCUCCGAAAAGAAAAAAAGAAAUCGCUGAAUCACAAGAUGGAAACAAGCAACCAAGGCCAAGACCUGAAAAACCUGUUGAGGACACUGAGCCAGUAGAAGCAGAAAAACCCAAGCCAAUCCCGCGCGCUAGAAAACCCUCCCACACCAUUGAAACGAAAGAGAAGGAAAAACCAAUCGAGGAGAUGAACGUGGAUGAGUUGAUCAAAGCUGCCAGCGAACCACCACCCCCUGCCAAACAACAACCACAUGAGUUCGACACGGAAUCUGAAGAAUCUGAGAUUGAUGAGGAAAUCUAUGAAGAAGAUGAAGAUAAAGGACAAGCCGACGAAGAGAGCGAUGAAACACGAGUUGCGGAAGAGAUGCGUCGCACUGCUGAACGUGAUGGUGAGGACACUUUGUUUGAGGAACAACAGUCAGACUCCUCGAUUGGUGAAGAGGUAGAUAUUCCAGUACCUUCUAAUCAACAAGAGGAAUCUGGAGCUGAGACCAGUGAAAGUGAGGGAUUAGUAGUAACACCAUCACCUUCUAGAACAGGUCACGUUAUGGCGUCAUCACAAACUAUCACCAUACAGAUCACCAGUCUUACCCUCGAUGAGUCUCCCAUACUACGAAAUAAUGCCAUCAAGCAACUGUUCGUAAGCUACAGCUUCCUUGACUGUGACCCAGCUGAACUAGAGACCCCGAUGUCUCUGCAAAAACCAAAAUCACCGCAUAAAUCCAUUUAUUAUAAUUUUAAAAAAGUUUUUCAUGUGGACGCAGAGACAAAUCCUGUUAAGAGGAAUUAUCUUAAAUAUAUGUUAACAUCUGAAAGCCCCACAGAGGGAAGGGUUGUAUUUACUGUAGUAAGUGAGCCAACUGAUCCAGAGGAUGGUGACUGUAUGGACGUGGCCUACGCUCAUGUAGAUUUACUAAAGAUUCUUCAAGAUGGAAAAGAUGUGAUUGAUCAAGAUAUUGAGCUUAUUGACAUGACCGGCGAAAAUGGAGAAAUUGGUUCCCUUACAGUCACGGUACUGGCUUGUGAAGCAUUGCGCAGCCUAUACGAUGACGAGGACUAACUGACAGUGGCCAAGUGAGAAAUUAUCUUACUAGCUGUUCUAUGCACAAUGCUCACAGACGAAAGAUUCUACAGGGCGCGGAAGGCUUUUCAUGUUUUAUAGACGUACGAUCCCGCGAUAUAUCAGAUAGUCAGGCAUUGGGAUUGGAUGCAAUCGUCUGCGUGCUCUUUGAAUGAAUCGAUGCAAUCGCAUUCGAAAUAUGCUGAAAAAUCCCUACCCAGUUGUAGUAACUAUUUGAAAUGAAGGGAUGAAAAAAAAAACUUUCUAUUUAUAGUAAUAUACAUACGCACAUUAUACAUACUUAACCAAUUUGUUCCAGUUUUUCGUGGUAUAUCCUCUUAUUUACCACGAUUUUAAUCAUAGCCUCGUGAGUUCACAGAAUAUUUUGACUGCUGGAGGACGAAAAAAGUGGUAAAUAAAAGAACAUACCAAGGAAAACUGGAGGAAAUUGGUUUCUUUUUUUACCACAAAAGAUCAAAACUUCUUCUACAAAAACAAGUUUAAAAUUUGAAAGAAAAACGGGGUUUCAAGCGCGCGCGUGAUUUGCUGACGUAAUUUAACGGUAUGUCUUAUUUCCCCCUUCUCUAGACUCGGAAAGCGAGAAAAUUCCAAAUAGUGGUAAAUAUUCCCAUAUUUGAUGUUUUAUUAGCUCAGCUCAAGCAUGUUUGGAUAGAGUUUGCCAAAUGGGGCCUUUAUCACAUUAGUCAAACAUGUUUAUUCAUAUUUAUUUGUUAAACUUAGUACGCCAUUAUAAAUUCAAACCGUUUGAUUGUGUACAAAAGAAACUUUAAUAACGACCA
Messenger RNA from Actinia tenebrosa (Australian red waratah sea anemone), 5057 nucleotides. RefSeq names its product protein fantom. The record is from RefSeq and is a predicted model, not a curated record. Gene Ontology annotation, cellular component: ciliary transition zone. Gene Ontology annotation, biological process: non-motile cilium assembly. NCBI's taxonomy places the organism in Eukaryota, Metazoa, Cnidaria, Anthozoa, Actiniaria, Actiniidae.